AUGGUAGACACAUCUCAGCAAGCGGAAGCUGAAGCUUUCAAGAACCAGGGAAAUGAACAGUUGAAGAAGAAGAAUUAUGACAAGGCUAUUGAUUUUUACACAAAGGCCAUCAACCUUAAUGCUACUGCGGUGUACUAUGCUAAUAGGGCGCAGGCACAGAUCAAGCAUGAGAACUUUGGCCUUGCCUUAAACGAUGCCAACGAUGCCAUCCGGUUAGAUCCCGACUAUCUCAAGGGAUAUUAUCGAAGGGCCGUUGCUCAUAGUGGAAUGCUAGAGUAUAAAAAGUCUUUAAAGGACGUAGACACGGUUCUAUCACAUGCUCCUGGAGAUAAGAAUGCACAGUCGCUGAAGAAGAACUUAGCCAAAGUAGUCAACAGAAUCCGGUUUGAAAAGGCCAUUCAGGUUGAUGAGGAUGGAAAAAGUGUAUUCGACGAGAUAGACUAUGAGAGCAUGGUCUCUACUGAAGAGAACGGCCUCGAAUUAAAAAUUCAUGUGGAGAAUACUACUAAGGGAUCAUCUAAACAGAUAGUGACAGUAGAAAUGACUGAGAAAUACAUUGAGAAGAUGAUUGAAGUGUUUAAGAAUGGAGGAACUCUUCCUAAAAGGCAGGCCUACGCCAUUGUGGCAGCAACUAAGGAACUAUUCCAUAAAGAGAAGGCUCUCGUGGAGAUAGGUAUUCCAAGAAAGGCUACAGCAGAUUCAGGUGAGUUCCAGUACAGGCCAGUCAAGAAAAUAACCAUUUGCGGUGAUACUCAUGGUCAAUUUUACGAUGUUCUACACAUCUUUGAAACGUUCGGCAAGUUGAAUGAAGAGCAUUCUUACUUAUUCAACGGAGAUUUUGUCGAUAGAGGAUCAUGGUCAUGUGAAGUGGCAUUUUUGCUCUAUUCUUUGAAGCUUCUCUACCCAAAAAAUGUUUAUAUAGACAGAGGCAACCAUGAGACUGACGAUAUGAAUCAGGUUUAUGGAUUCCAAGAUGAGGUGAAGGCAAAAUAUACUGAUAGAUUAUUCAAGUGUUUCUCUGAGUCGUUCAACUCUUUGCCAUAUUGCACUUUGAUCGGUCAGGAGUAUUUGGUCAUGCAUGGAGGACUUUUCAGCUCUGAUGAUGUUACAUUGGAUGAUUUAAGAAAUAUUGAUCGGUUCAAGCAUAGGCAACCCCCUAAAGAAGGUAUCGAGAUGGAACUUCUUUGGACUGACCCACAGCCAGAGCCUGGAAGAGGUCCUUCUAAAAGGGGUAUUGGCCUACAGUUCGGCCCGGAUGUUACGAAGAAGUUCUGCGAUAGCAAUCAUUUGAAGAUGGUGAUCAGAUCGCACGAGGUGAGAGAUGGAGGAUACGAAAUCGAGCACGAUGGCCGUUUAGUAACCGUGUUUUCAGCUCCAAAAUACUGCGAUUCACAAAGUAACCUUGGUGCAGUGAUCAAUUUAACCUUAAAUGAUAAAGAGGAAUAUGAAGAAGAAUUCAAGACGUUUGAAGCUGUCUCUCAUCCAGACAUUCCCCCAAUGGCCUACUGCAAGAGCAAUUUAGGAUUUUAG
This is a messenger RNA of Brettanomyces nanus, 1530 nucleotides long. RefSeq lists its product as uncharacterized. Gene Ontology annotation, molecular function: protein serine/threonine phosphatase activity; protein binding. The coding region runs from base 1 to 1530 and encodes 509 amino acids. Gene Ontology annotation, cellular component: cytosol; nucleus. The transcript has a single exon. The record is from RefSeq and is a predicted model, not a curated record. Lineage: Eukaryota; Fungi; Ascomycota; Pichiomycetes; Pichiales; Pichiaceae.